GAGGAGCUGCAGCGGCAACGCGCCUGCUACAAACCAGAGCGGUUGUUAAAAGUUGGAGUCGAACCAAGCGAGAUAGUGACAGAAACAUCAGAUACGGCUGCGAUGUCACAUUAAAUCACUUUAAUCUUUCCAAGCGGGCUGCUAUGACUCGGCCUUGAUGCAGCUAAACGGUGCUAUUCCCUCAAGUCGAGCAGGAAAACAAAACCCUGCGCUUGUCAGAGCUGUUGGAGGCGUUAUAAAGUGACAAGUUCGUUUCAGUGAAAGCUUUAACGUUGUGCCAAAAUGUUCGACUCUCGCAGCCCAUUGAAAGGAUUUCAUGUGUGUCUGAGUUGAUAAAGUCACGUCGCCAGCAGUUGAAAUCAUUAGCUGGAGAUUUGUUAAAAUGUGCGGCUGUAAGAACGGCCGUGGGUCAGGCUAAUCGAUAUAUGUUCCUCAGGUCUAUGCACUCUGCAUGGUGACCUGUAUGCGGGAGCUCCCAAACAAGCGGCUGGCGGAGAAUGGAAAUGAGAAGCGUGAGUCCCCGUCCCUACCCCCGGGACAGCCCGGAACGGAAGAACAACAGCCCCGAGGGUCAAGGUGCACCUCCCGGUAAGAAGGCCAGGCUGGAGCCGAACGGGAGCCCGACAGACGGAGGCAGGGGGAGAUCCAACGGCUCCCCGGUCAAGGCGCUGGGAGGAUCAACCCUGCCAGUGUUUUGUGUGGUCGAGCAGUCGGACAAUCCUGUGGAAUGCGAAGGCAAAGAAGAGCAUGCCGAGUUUGUGCUGAUCCGUAAAGACGUGCUGUUUAAUCAGCUCAUCGAGACGGCCCUUUUAUCCCUGGGAUAUUCCCACAGUUCUGCAGCACAGGCUCAAGGGAUGAUCAAGGUUGGGAAGUGGAGUCCUCUGCCCCUGAAUUAUCUCACUGAAGCACCAGAUGCAACAGUAGCUGACAUGUUACAAGAUGUUCAUCAUGUUGUGACACUGAAAAUCCAAUUACAAAGCUGUGCAAAAUUUGAGGACCUUCCGGCAGAACAGUGGAACCACGCCACUGUCAGGAACGCAUUGAAGGAGCUGCUAAAAGAGAUGAACCAGAGCACACUAGCCAAAGAGUGCCCUCUCUCCCAGAGCAUGAUUUCCUCCAUCGUGAACAGCACUUAUUAUGCCAAUGUAUCAUCUGCCAAAUGCCAGGAGUUCGGAAGGUGGUACAAAAAAUACAAAAAGAUUAAAGAAUCAUCACAAGAUUGGGUUCCCUCAGUGUUUCAAUCAAACAGACUAUUCAAAGUGGAAAGAGAAAAUCUAGCCGAGUACUGUGUCCUAGGACAACGGCCGUCCCACCUGACAAGCAUCAACCAACUGGCAAACCUAGCAAAGAGCAGUGAGCAGCCUCCUCACAGCCAGCUCCAUCACAGCCCUCCCAUCCGAAGCCAAGUGCCAGCGUUACAACCGAUCAUGAGUCCUAGUCUACUGUCGCCGCAGUUGAGCCCUCAGUUGGUGAGGCAGCAGCUCGCCAUGGCCCACCUGAUCAACCAGCAGAUUGCUGUCAGCAGAUUACUGGCGCACCAGCACCCCCAGUCCAUUAACCAACAGUUCCUCAAUCACCCACCUAUCCCCAGGCCUGUAAAACCUUCGGAGCCCUCCAGCUCAUCAGUCGAGGUCGCUCCAGAAAUCUAUCAGCAAGUCCGAGAUGAACUAAAGAGAGCCAGCGUGUCACAAGCUGUGUUUGCACGAGUUGCCUUCAAUCGUACACAGGGCUUGCUAUCAGAGAUCCUCCGCAAAGAGGAAGAUCCUAGAACAGCAUCCCAGUCACUCCUUGUAAAUCUAAGAGCCAUGCAGAACUUCCUGAACCUUCCAGAGGCAGAACGUGACCGAAUCUACCAGGAGGAGAGAGAACGAAGUAUGAACCCAAACAUCUCCAUGGUCUCGCCUUCAGCAGGCAGCCCAGGGUCAUCUCGAGCCUCACAGGCCAAGAACUCUGCGUCGACAUCAGAUCUCCUGGUUAAGGUGGAGAGCACAAAUCUGAAUAUCACAUCAGCUAUUUAUGAUGACAUCCAGCAAGAGAUGAAACGAGCCAAAGUGUCUCAGGCAUUGUUUGCAAAGGUGGCAGCAAAUAAAAGUCAGGGAUGGUUGUGUGAGCUGCUACGUUGGAAGGAAAACCCGACGCCGGAGAACAGGACCUUGUGGGAAAAUUUGUGCACUAUCCUGCGCUUUCUGAGCCUUCCUCAGGCUGAAAGGGAUAUUGUCUAUGAGGAAGAAUCUCGGCACCAUCACAAUGAACGUUUGCAACAUGUUGUCCAACUGUCCCCAGAACCUACCCAGCAGGCCCACAUUCGAUCGGCUGAGCAUGGAGUUGCACUGGGAUCAGCAGUCCUUAGAGAGUCCGUGACCCGUUCACCCACACUCCCGGCUGAAGGAGGAUGUUUGAAGGCGAUACACAGACAGCAAUCCCAGCCUGGGAAGGACAGUUCACCCCCAAGAGAGGACAAAGCCACGCAGCCACAAGCGGCUGAGGAUAAUUGUGCCAAAAAGCCCAGAUCACGUACUAAGAUCUCCGUAGAGGCGCUGGGCAUCCUUCAGAGCUUUAUUCAUGACGUGGGCCUUUAUCCUGACCAGGAGGCCAUUCAGACCCUUUCUGCCCAGCUGGACUUGCCCAAGCAUACGAUUAUUAAAUUUUUUCAAAACCAGCGUUAUCACGUUAAGCAUCAUGGCAAAUUAAAAGAGCACUUAGGAACCACAGUCGAUGUUGCAGAAUACAAAGAUGAAGAGCUGCUUACAGAACCCGAGGAGAAUGACAGUGAGGAGGGCUCUGAGAUGUACACCAUGGAGGCAGGAGAGGAAAACCUCAGCAAAACCAAAGCCAAACCUCCAGAGAUAGAACAGAAAUAAUGUGAAACACAUUAGCUAAUACAUACUUUACAGAAAAGAACAUUGAUAAUUCUAUGUACAGCUUUGUGUAAUGCAUUACAUACGUAUGGAGUACAGCAGUAUUGAAUUUGCAGGUCUACUCUAAUGUUGCCUUGACAUAGAAUACCAGAAUGGACUUCAUUCACAGACCUUUGUGAGUCUUACAGACUGGAAAAGAUUAAACUCAUUUCAGAGUUUGCUUCACAGCUCAAUCCUGCACUAAAAGUUAAAAUAAAGAAGCAUUGAGGGCAAGUUUAAAAAGGACAUUCUCUCAGAACUUUCUCCGGACAAAGCUGUUUUUAUAAAGUUCUGUGACUGUACACUGAAAUGUAAAAUGAAGGUUUAUAAGGUUGUGUCCUCAAACCACUUUACGAUGACUUGUUUCAGCUUUUGAUAAGCUGCCUACUCUGGGGGAGGGGGGAGGGGGGUGAAUUUCUGCUUUUAAAAUUCCUAUUUAUUUUCUAAGUUUGUCCUGAAUUUUGACUAUGGUUGCCUGCCAAGUGGCUUUAAAAGUAUUUUGGGGUUUGUAUUUUUCACAAGAAAGAAACACCACUGCCAAAAAGCAAACAAACAAAAAUCAGACCAUCAGUAAACGCAAAAUACAUCUAUGAGAAUGCACACAAUUUUACAGGCUUGCACGUUGGCUGCUGUGUGGUUCAAUCAGUUGUAUUUUUUCAUUUUUGUACUAAGUAUUAAUAUUUUGAUUUACGCCAAAAAAGGAAGCAGAUAACAAUUUCAGAAAUGAUGUUGUCAGCCGAAAAUCAUAUACUGGAAUCACAAUUACAAUCACGAUGUGGAUUUCUGCGACAGGGACUGAGUUAACCGUAUUAACUGAGAAGAGAAAAUAAUAAUAAAAUGUGGUGUGAAUACAUAACUAUAUUCAGGGUUGCACAAUAAUAAAGCCUGAAGCCUACUGUCCCCAGGGUGUUUUAUUUUGUAUACAGGCUGAUAAAUAAUAGUCCGUUGCUGUCCUCUAUAAGCUUGGUAUGUUGUCUUGUAUGAGUCAGUUUUGAAGUUGGAAAAUUGGAAGGCCACUAAGAAUUUUUAGGUUCUUCCACAGCCCUCAUCUCAAACAGAACUUUUCUCUGUCACCUUAAAAUUAUGCUGUCGGUUAUUAGCAGAUGAAUGAUAUUGACACUUGAAUGCUUAACUCUUCAAAUGUGGAAUCCCUCUAUAUCUGCUAUUUUAGUAACAAAAUUGUUUCAAAUAAAUCGUGAGAAAUGGAAAUUGGGGCACAGAUGAUCCAUUAAAUGGGUUAACACUACUGCUACAAGAGUAAAAAGGAGAAACCUAAGAUUAACACCUUAAGUAGUUGUAUGCUAAUAGCCCGCAGCCUAAUUUCAGGGCCUUGUAUAUAUCCAUAAAGAACAUCUAUUUAUUAGAUUGCCAUUGUUUUCUGCUAGCAGUCUUGUAAAAGGAUAGUUCUUUGUGCACAGAGGAAAACAUGCUCAUUUGUCUUCCUUUAAUGCUCUUCUUCCCCUCAUCAACACGGGUAAGGUGCAGCCAGUGUCUGUUGUGCUCUUGAAUGCUGGUUAUUACUGUUACAGUCUGCCAAGCAGCAACGCUGAAGAAAAAUAAAACAUGACUCCCAGAUUUAUUGUCUUAUAUCCUUAGCAGCAUUUCGGAUGUGGUUUGGCACCUACUAAGGAAACUAAUAGAAAUAGUAAUCUUCGAAUAGGAAGACCUUUAAAAGUUGUCCAUUUUAACAUGGAGUGGAACCCCUAGCUAAUUUAUCUCAGGAUUGCCAACAGGAGACUUGAUCUUACACAGAAAUGAAUUAUAUUCAGGGAUGAACAGAUCUUAAUGGAGAUAGACUAGCACAUUAGAAGAAGCUGCUCUUACACAGAUCUUUAUCUUUAACCGACGUGACCAUAAAAAACCCUCCAUUUCAGCAAAAAGAAUCAAUAAUUAGCUUUUCUGCUGUUUUUUUUUAUGUGUAGUUUAUUGUGACAAGGAACUUCUUAAAACCAAUUACUUCUGUUGAGUUUGUACAAACUGUUCAAUUAAUAAGGACACAAGUUUUUUUGUAACAUUUUAACCAAAAUAUGUACUGGAAAUUGUCAACGCUAAGUCUUGCCUAUUCAGUUUUAUUACACUGCAAGAACUGCAGUGAUGUUAAAGUGAAUCUAUGGGCAUUUUAGCCUAUGGUCUUGCCAGAUUUGAAAAGUACAAUGCAUAUAUGUCUAUUUAUUCAUUACCUGUCAUAUAUUAUCUAUUUGGAAAAAAAAGUAAACUUGCUUUCAUAGUGCCUCUUGAGAAAGCACAAAUUUCUGCCUUUGGUGAAAUGAAGAAUAAUUGUGCUUUUGUAUUAUUGACAAUGUGAAUAUAAAAUUAACAUAUUGUAAAUGUUCUUUUUCAUGUGAAUCAACAUUCUAUCUGUAUUAUCACAAAGUGAUAAUUAUUUUUAAGUUAUGUGCAUUGU
Molecule: messenger RNA, 5301 nt
Organism: Hemiscyllium ocellatum (epaulette shark)
Lineage: Eukaryota; Metazoa; Chordata; Chondrichthyes; Orectolobiformes; Hemiscylliidae
Product: DNA-binding protein SATB2-like
Exons: 13
Coding region: 498-2861 (787 amino acids)
Biological process (GO): chromatin remodeling; regulation of transcription by RNA polymerase II
Molecular function (GO): RNA polymerase II cis-regulatory region sequence-specific DNA binding; DNA-binding transcription factor activity, RNA polymerase II-specific
Source: RefSeq, a predicted model, not a curated record